Puntigrus tetrazona (Sumatra barb) is the source of this 789-nucleotide messenger RNA. RefSeq names its product chitinase 3-like. NCBI's taxonomy places the organism in Eukaryota, Metazoa, Chordata, Actinopteri, Cypriniformes, Cyprinidae. The record is from RefSeq and is a predicted model, not a curated record.
AUGGAUUACGCUAUCAGUGUGUUUGGUGUUCAUGCAUUGGAGUCAGUGUCGGUUCUGGAGGGAGAUUCAGUCUCUCUAGACUCUGGUUUUACUGAAAUGAUGGAUGAAGAUGUGAUUCUGUGGGGUUUUGGAUCUGAAAACACUUUAAUAGCUGAAAUCAAUGUAAUGGUCGGCAGUGCUACUUUAUAUGAUUAUGUUCUUGAUGAGAGAUUCAGAGACAGACUGAAGCUGGAUCAUCAAACUGGAUCUCUGAUCAUCACUAACAUCUCAACUCUACACACUGGAGAUUAUCAACUACAGACCAGCAGUGUGAGAAAGAGCUUCAGUGUCUCUGUCUACGCUCGUCUUCCUGUUCCUGUCAUCAGCAGAGACUCUUCACAGUGUUCAUCAUCAUCUUCAUCAUCAUCAUCUUCUUCAUCUUCAUCAACACCAUCAUCAUCAUCUUGUUCACUGCUGUGUUCGGUGGUGAACGUGGGCCAUGUGACUCUCUCCUGGUACAAAGGAAACAGUUUAUUGUCCAGCAUCAGUGUGUCUGAUCUCAGCAUCAGUCUCUCUCUACCUCUGGAGGUGGAACAUCAGGAGAAAAACACCUACAGCUGUGUGAUCAACAACCCCAUCAGAAACCAGACCACACAUCUGAACUUCAGUCAGCUCUGUCACACGUGUUCAGGUACAGCAGAGCUGAUGUUAGCAUUUACUGCAACUAUCCACUUAAUUCAUUUGUUGAUUUUUACAAAAACUUAAGAUGCCAGAAAUGAUGAAUGUUCCUCUGUUAUCAUUUAGUUCACU